AUGGCUGCCGCCGCGACUCGCAAAGCACCCAACUGCUUCAACUUCUUGCGUCAGAUCAACAUCCUCAGCCGUGCUGGUGGUGGCACAGCCCAGAGUCAGUUGCAGGAAGAUUGGGAGAGUUCCAUGAAGGUUGCCAAAGCCUUCUCCAUCGGAGCCCAAGAAUCCAAAGCGAUCGUGAAUUUGGUUUCGAAGAUGCGGUCCGACGUCCGGACAGCCUUGCUGGAAGCAGUGAGGCAGAGAGGCAUGGCAAAACUGCUGACGCACGAGGCCAUCAGCAAGGACAUCUUCAAUAUCUCGUGGUCCAGCGCUGUGGGACCUGCUGCUGCUUGGGAGAAGCAACUCACGAACAAAACAAACAGUUCUGAGUUGUUAGUGCUGUUAUAUGACGUGACUGAGUUGAUGCUUCUGAUCCAGAGAAUGUGCGGCGAGUACGAUCAGAAUGUCCCUUCCAUGCGAAAGGCUUGGGGAUACCAGGUAGCCUUGGCACGGCACCAGGUGUGCGGAGCAUACCUGCACUUCAGGGCCUUGAUGGAGAAACGCAUCCCUGGAGGGAAAUGGAAGGAGGUGCAAACUUCCUUGGACUCCCAGUUUCAGUACGGCUUUCUCGAUGUAGACUUGAGCCACGUGCUUUGCAACGAAGUGCCCCCGGGCAGCCUGGAGUCCAUCAGCGCAUGCCGGCCCUACCUGCGGCAAGUCGAGAUAGCGGAGGACGAGAAGAAAAGUGCGGAAGCGGAGAAGAUGAAGAAACAGGUUCGGGAGGCCAGCUGUCAGCAGCUCAUGGCCCAGAUCGAGAAUGACAUGGCGCAGUUGCAUGGACGGGACAUGAACAAGCACAGGGCAGCGCGGGAAACAGCUUUGGAUGUCAAGUACAUUCGUGACCGGCAAGGACACCUGUUCGUCGAGAACUUCAUGAAGUCUUCGUGUCAACUUCUUCGUUUGGAGGAAGAUGCGGAUUUCGUGAAAUCCGCGAUCCUGAACAAGUAUGUCCUGGUGCUUCUGGAUUUCACCGUGUUUCCAGCCAACGGGCUUUACGUGAAGCAAGCGCUGGACGUUUGCUCCAACGUCCUUGCGCUUUCCCAAACGCAUGCUGCGCACGUGCAAUUGCCUUUGGUCCAAAAGCAAACGUCAACGGCGGCUGCGGUCAAGCAUCGCAGAAGCGUCGAGGAUCACUUCAUGAAGGCGAACGUGUCCCUGCGGGAUGGAGUGUCCCUGCUGUUCUCCAAAGACCUGGAUGCGACAGCUUCGGACCGUCGCGCCCUUUCCCAAUCAUGCGUGGCGUGCAUGUACGAGGACUUCAAGGAGUGCUCCUUUGUGAAGAGUGCAGCGGUCACGGAGGGUCGCAUCGGACCAGUGCCGUUGAUCCGGGUGAGUGAAUUCAUUGGCUACGAUGAUUUGCUGCGACCAGGGGCGGCGGCCCGUGUGGAACAGCAACUUAGUAAACAUAUAUUUGUUUGUUGA
Molecule: messenger RNA, 1458 nt
Organism: Symbiodinium sp. CCMP2592
Lineage: Eukaryota; Dinophyceae; Suessiales; Symbiodiniaceae
Source: the annotation of a GenBank genome assembly